AAGAAGAAGAAGAAGAAGAAGAAGAAGAAGAAGAAGAAGAAGAAGAAUUUUGCGGAAGUUUGCAUCCUUUCGAAUUCCUUACGUCUCGAAGCUAAAAUCGUUUUACUUGCGUUACUUUUAUUAUAUAAAGUGGCGUAAUAAAUGUAAACUAUAGUUAAUUAUCUACCAUCAAAAACCACAACAAAUCCUCGUAAUCGCUAUCAGUUUUAUGUAGCAGUGAAUUACCUGUAUAAGCUUUAGCUCUCAGUCUUCUAUUGGAGCAAGAAAAAUAAUAUGGUUAUGCAUAUUUAAAAUUCCAUCGGAUAUAAUUAUCCAAUGAUGAACCUCAUCAAAUAUUUGUUUGCCUGGUUUAAUGUCGUGAAAGCCAGUGGAGAAGGGGCAUCUGAUGUGAAAUAAUGCUGGACCGUGUCCUGUCAGUGAGGUCCUUGUUUGGGUCGGACCGUCCUGGAUUCUGCCUGGUAACAUUUGCUCUGAUAGCAUUUAUGCUGCUGAUGUAUGCUGGGGGCAUCCAGGCAAGUCUGAGCGUGGGCCCAGGGGGAUACUUCCCAAGGUUCAUAGAUGUGUUUCUGUAUGCUCUCAGUCAUGAUGACUCGCCCUCGUUGCUGAUCAGCGUGGUCCUGCUGCUGCUGCUGGGAUCAUGUCAGGAGCGUCGCUGGGGGUCAGUGACCUUCCUGCUCCUGUCCAUCAUCACAAUCACCAUGCUGGCAUUCAUUUACACCCUGGUGCUGUUUGUGGUUGGAGGGGAGGCGAGUCGGAUCUGUGGCUUCUCUGCCAUUCAGCUCGCUCUAUUUACGGCUCAGUGUCGACAGGCCACACAGAGGAGGCUGCUGAGGUGUUUGCCAGUUUGGUUCCUGCCGUGGCUUUUUCUGCUCAGCGGUUUGCUGCUUCUACCUGGAACACCAGCGCUGCUUCACCUCUGUGCAAUAUGCAUCGGACACAACUAUCAUCAGCCCUUCAUUGGGGCGCUACAGGAACUGGAGGAGGCCAACAUUUUUGCUUUCAUUCCUAAUUGGAUGUAUGUUCCUACUUCAGCAAGGGUCAGAUUGCCAAGAUUUGCCACCUCACAUAGAUCGGUUCCCCAGUUCAUGGCUGUGGAUCACGCAGCUCCUCCUCCAGUGAGGGACCCCACAGCUUACAACCUCCACCAAUGGAUGGAGCCUCCAUCCCCUGCCUGGGUGAUGGAGGUGCAGGCUGCUGCUGCCGUGUCUGAGGCAGAAGUGCUGGAGGAGGAGCUGCUCCGAGCCGGGAUAAUGGCCUCCUUACAGGACGCUCCUGACACGAAAGUAGAGGUCCCAAAGUCAUCAGUUUCAUCUCUGCGGCUUCAGCAGCUGGAGAAGAUGGGCUUCCCCACUGAGAAAGCUGUGGUGGCAUUAGCAGCAACCAAGCAGCUAGAUGGCGCCAUCUCGCUGCUUAUUGAAGACAGCAUUGGAGAACAAGCUGUGGUGGUAUCUAAGGGAAAGAGCCAUCCACCACAGCAGAGCCCCUAAACAAGUUGACACUACUGGUUACGUUUGCACUUUUGACUCAAACUGGACACACAUCAUGCUUGGGUUUUGCUGAGCUUCUGUAUUUUCCCUGUGGGCUACAUGAAGAACCUUUAAUAAAAUGUGAACAAAAAGUCGAAAUGUUC
Molecule: messenger RNA, 1630 nt
Organism: Poecilia latipinna (sailfin molly)
Lineage: Eukaryota; Metazoa; Chordata; Actinopteri; Cyprinodontiformes; Poeciliidae
Gene: rhbdd3
Product: rhomboid domain containing 3
Exons: 5
Coding region: 396-1487 (363 amino acids)
Cellular component (GO): membrane
Molecular function (GO): protein binding; serine-type endopeptidase activity
Source: RefSeq, a predicted model, not a curated record